This is a messenger RNA of Eremothecium sinecaudum, 1479 nucleotides long. It is a transcript of the gene PAC2, whose product is annotated as Pac2p. The transcript has a single exon. Gene Ontology annotation, molecular function: protein binding. NCBI's taxonomy places the organism in Eukaryota, Fungi, Ascomycota, Saccharomycetes, Saccharomycetales, Saccharomycetaceae. The coding region runs from base 1 to 1479 and encodes 492 amino acids. The record is from RefSeq and is a predicted model, not a curated record.
AUGUGUUACAAUGUUGGAGAUAGAUUGCAGAUAGGCGAAGAAAUUGGCACAGUUAGAUUUAUUGGGAAAAUUGCUGAAUGGCCCAGUGAAACUGCCUACGGUAUUGAAUGGGAUAAUAUCACUAAAGGUAAACAUGAUGGUGUUUUAAAUGGAAUUCGAUAUUUUACAACAAUAGUGGAGAAUAGUGGGUCAUUUUUAAAGGAAUCAUAUAUAUUAAGGCGAGCAGAAUUAACUACAUCGUUGUCAAACGCGUUACAUGUCAAAUAUGGCGAUACACUAUCUGAUAUUGCAAUGUCUUUUGGACAAAAAAAGGUAGAAAGCUAUGGCUUUAAGAAGUUAACACUUAUGAAUAAUGAACUUAAGAAGUUGAGUGUCGUAAGUUUAUCUAAACUUAGCAUUAAUAAAGUGGGUACGAUCGAUGAUAUUAGGAGCUUCUGCGAAUCAUGCCCAAGGGUCACGAACCUGGAUAUAUCAUAUAAUCUUUUCACUAGUUUUAGAGAUAUAUUACGGCUCGUUUCCUUAGCAAAUAACAUAAUUACCCUCGAUGCAAGUGGAAAUGUCUUUCAAAACAUUGAAUAUGUUGACCUUAAGUGCCUACAUAUAAAAAGAUUAAUACUAAGAGAUUGCAAGCUAGAUAUCAAUUCUCUAAAAAGAAUAUUGGAAGCGUUUCCUAACCUGGAAUUUCUUGAUGUUUCUUCAAACUUAAUUACCACUAUUGAUCAUUUCCAAGUACCGAAUAAGUUAGAAGAACUUGAUCUGUCCCAAAACAAUAUCUGCAAUAUACCAUGUACAUUGUUCACGCCGCGGCUAACCGUACUAAGAAUUGCAAAUAAUAAUGUUACUACUGUAGAGUUUAAGAACUGUGAAAAUCUUCAAAACCUUAAUAUAUCGAGAAACUCAAUCAAAUCCUGGUCUAUUGUAGAUGAAAUCAAUUCCCACUGCUCGAAUUUAAAAAGUUUGAAUAUCAUUAAAAACCCGAUCUAUGAAGAUGAGCUAGAAGAUGUGAACUUUUAUCAAGCAAUAGCAAGAGUCGGAUCAUUGAGUGUUUUAAAUGGUAGCAUUCUACCUCGAGGUCUAAGGCAAGAUGCAGAACUGUAUUUUAUCUCUAAAGUGCAGAAUAAUCUCUUAGAAUAUGAUACAAAAUCAACACGUUGGCAAGAAUUGCUGAAUUCCUACAAUAUUACAGAUGAUAGAAAGUCCAAUCACCUUUCUAAUGUCUUAGAAGGCUUUUUUUGCAAACUGCGAAUCCUUUUGCAUGAUCAAGAAACUUUUGAAAUGACCGUGUUGACUAGUUCCUCAGUCCGUUACUUAAGGACCAUUAUUGCAAGAAAAAUUGGGACUGAAGUUCUUUCUGUCGAUAUUUGUUAUUCUAUUAUACCAGGUGUGAAAUCCAAAUUUGGACAAGAAUUUUCACCAUUGAGUAAUUUCAAUAUCACUACUGGAACUAUAAUAUAUGUAAAUGUAGAGACUAUUUCAUAG